AUGGGCCCGGCGAAAAUCACAAAAGAUCAGCCGGAUGCUGGAUUGAGGAGCCUAAAUCAUUAUGCCAACUCAUUACCGCUCUGGCGCUACUGGCCUCGACAGAAGCUCAUUCCGCUCGUUCGUUAUGAGACUCCCUAUCUAGCAUGGCUUCAGGAGAAAGUGCGCACUCCGGCGCUGGACUCGUACUUUGCAUUUACGGCCAAUCUCGGCACACACACCUUCUUCAUGGUCUUUCUACCCUUUCUAUUCUGGUGUGGCCAUACGAGUCUAGGGCGAGCACUCGUCCAUAUCCUCGCGGCCGGCGUCUUUAUUAGCGGCUUUAUCAAAGACCUGCUCUGUUUGCCUCGACCUCUAUCUCCUCCGCUCCAGCGCAUCACCAUGUCCGGAUCAGCUGCACUUGAGUACGGAUUUCCUUCGACGCAUUCGACAAAUGCUGUGUCUGUCGCCGUCUACGGGCUUGCGCUGUUGAACUCCCCAGACUCCACGGUUCCAUCCAAGACCAACUUGCUUUUGCAGAUCAUCACCUAUCUCUAUGUGACAUCCAUUGUCAUUGGUCGUCUGUACUGUGGGAUGCAUGGUUUCUUCGACGUGGUCGUUGGGUGUAUCCUUGGUGCAAUGAUUGGCUUCGCCCAAUUCAGUUACGGCCCGGCCUUUGAUGAGUAUAUAUUGUCUGCGACCUGGCUGGAGAUCCUGGUCAUUCCAGCUGUCAUAUUGGUCCUUGUCCGAAUUCACCCUGAGCCAGCGGACGAUUGUCCCUGCUACGACGAUAGUCUUGCAUUUACUGGAGUGUGGAUGGGGGUCGAUGUCGGCUCUUGGUAUUUCACCACGUCCCGCCUCGCAUGGGCGGACCCUCUUCCGGGAACAAUUCCGUACAAUUAUGAACAGAUUGGUAUCGUGGGAACUGUGAUCCGUCUCGUGGUUGGUGUCUUGUGUGUCUUUGCCUGGCGCGAAGUCACCAAGCCGACCUUGUUGCGGAUCCUCCCGCCUGUCUUUCGCAGUCUUGAAAAACUAGGUCUUCUCCUACCUCGUCGUUUCUUCACUACUGCCUCGCGAUAUACCACUGUUCCCUCAAACUUGAAAGAUAAUGAAGUUUUUCCGAACUUCUCGGACAUUCCAACUUUCAUUACAACUAUACGCCACCCUCGCCGCCGGGCAGUGUCCAUCGGCCCCCAGUCUGAGGCUGAUGCCUACGAAACUCUCGCUUACCGGGAAAAGCGCAGACGCGAGAGCCUCUCCGGAGGAAACCAAGAUUCUCCUGUCGGUGAUAGCCGUAGGCCCAACGGGAGGCCAGUACUCAACCGGAAACCGUCCAAGCUGGAUCAAUAUGAGGAGAUGAUGGGCACUGUCAACCCCAGUGUGGGCAAUGGUGAGGCUUCAUUGCGCCCGCCACGAUCUUCGGCCUUUCCUCCUUCUACCAACGAUCGUACCGGUACCGCCGACGAGAGAGAAGUUUUCUCACAGAUUAAAAAGCCUCGUGUCCGGUACGACGUGGAGGUGGUGACCAAGCUUGUAGUUUAUGCGGGUAUGAACAAGCAAACCGCCAGUGCAGACUUUGGAUGA
This is a messenger RNA of Penicillium diatomitis, 1560 nucleotides long. Its product is annotated as phosphatase PAP2 family protein. Gene Ontology annotation, molecular function: sphingosine-1-phosphate phosphatase activity. Bases 1 to 1560 code for a protein of 519 amino acids. The record is from RefSeq and is a predicted model, not a curated record. Lineage: Eukaryota; Fungi; Ascomycota; Eurotiomycetes; Eurotiales; Aspergillaceae. The transcript is spliced from 4 exons. Gene Ontology annotation, cellular component: endoplasmic reticulum membrane.